This is a messenger RNA of Pocillopora meandrina, 2963 nucleotides long. The record is from the annotation of a GenBank genome assembly. NCBI's taxonomy places the organism in Eukaryota, Metazoa, Cnidaria, Anthozoa, Scleractinia, Pocilloporidae.
AUGGUUGAGACGUUGUUUUCUCUAGAGGUACAUGUGGAAAGUGUGGAAGAUCUUCAAGUAGCAUGUAAGUUACCAGCAUUGUGCUUUCGUCUGUUGGAUUUCCCAACGAUGAUAAUACAUCAUGUUUCUCCUGUCGACGCCGAGAAAUUACGACAUAGAAUUCGCAUGGAAGGCAAAGAUUUUGUACUUCAUGCUCUAAAAGAUCGCUUUGGAAAUUUCCAGUUUCGUAAAGGUAAAUCUUGCUUAUUCAAAGCAAGCAUAGACACUCUCCUGGUUCAACUACAAACUGUUCCUUUAUAUUCAAUGUUGAUGGAUUUGUGGCCGAAAAAGCCCCUACUUGUCGGAAGCUCGUUGAUUCCUUUAAAGAAAGCGAUAAAUGAAAUAUCUACCGAUGUUUACAAGAAUGGCGUGGCUGUUCCCUCUUUUUACAGAGAUGAGGGUGAUUUUAAUGUUUACAAUCUCAUGGGAAGUUCCAUAGCGAACGUAAAACUUGGUUUUAGGUUAUUGAGUUUGGGAGGGUCACUGAUCCCUCACAUUCCUACAGAAGCCUUGGGUGAGAGGAUUACUGAAAAGAUUGAAACGAACGGUGAAGUUGAGGAAGCUGUAAAGGGAGCUUUGGAAAAAGUAUUGCCUGAAAUUGAAUUAGAAGAUGAAAUUACAGAAAACGGAUUCGAUACAAAGAGCGAACGUGAUGCCAGAACUGUUAAGAAACCUGAUGAUAGGCAGAGUGUGGAAGUUCAAACAAAUCUUCCUGUAAAAACUCUCAAAACUUCUAGAACCGUUGAUAGAGGGAGAAAGACAAGCGAGGAAGAUGUAGUGAUCACCAAUACAGUUUGCCCUCCCCCUCUUUUUUAUAAUUAUUGUUCUAAUUCCACACCUUCUGGAAGGUUUCACUCAGAGGCUGAUGGCAAAGGGAUACGACAAAGUUCUUCAUUUCAUGUAGAUCCAAGACACAUACAAGCUGUUGAUCAAGGUGACAUUGCUGAUGUGGACUUUUUGUAUUAUGAUCCUGGUAUGGUUCAAACAGAUGGAACUGCCAAUGUUACAUCAGUUUCAGUACAAACUGAUGAUAAAUUAUUAAAACCACCCUUUGGACAACAGGGUGAUACUGUGCAAUCUGAAUUCGAUCUGUAUAAUCUACAAGGUGUUAUGUCCGAAAGUCAUUUGCCAAUUUUAAACGCAUUGCUUCAAGAACUUUCUUGUUUGACAAGAGCAGGUGAAACUCAUCCCAGUUCAUUAAGUGGGCAAUCUCCAAGAAUUCUGCCUACUGUUCAUAGCAAAAGAGGUCCUUCCGGUCAUAAAGGAUCACGGAGCGUUCCCAAAGAUGAAACAUACAGAAAACAAAAUGUUCAAGCAGCAUCUCUGAAAAGUCUCAAACAUCGGUUAUUGGUUUGCCAAGACAAAGAGUACGUUUCAAGCAGACAAGUCUCACUUACGGAAUGACUAAAACUCAAAAGAUGAGACUAGAGAUGAAUCAAAAGGGGAAAUUACCAAACAGAACUAAACCUUCUGAAGAACACAGGGCUUUAACUGAAAAAGAUAAGAUCAAAAGAGAGCAUGAGAAGAUGCCUUUGCCAACAGGCAAUUUAGAAAAGACAUAUAAAAUAGGCAUAGCAAAAAAACAGGCAAAGAGAGAUGCAAAGCAUACAGCAGAUGCACAGGUCCAAACGCAACAGUUAUCCACUGAAGUACCACCUAAUGAAGAAAGUGGGAUUCCUGUAACCACAUGGGUGGUGAAAGAGAGCUCUGCAUUAAUUGAUACUGAGCCAACUCUUCCCAAUACUGACAGUGCAAGGAGCGUAAAGAGUCAAAAUAGUCUGGAAAUUUUCAUCCCUCAGGUUGAAGGUAUGUAAACUAAAUGUAACAGAGAUUACAAACUACUGUUUUUCUGAGGCAGCCUUUGGGUAAGUCUCUAACAUACUCAAAUACAUCAGAGAGAAGUUCAAGAUGAGCACAACAGAUAGUUAUUUUGUUUGGCAAAGUCAAACUUAAUAUUUGGGAGACAAGACAAAAUGUGUUUCUACAGUGCCUUUCUAUAAAUUAACCUUCUACACUCUGACAACAGUAUGCAUAUUCUCCAUACUGUUCUCUAUUCAUUUCCUAAUGUGCUGACAAGGAGAAUUUGUUUAACAAUCAAGAGCUUCUUUAGUUUGUGAUCAUUUUCUUUAUUCUUGUGACCCUCAUGGGUGAUUCAGGGGAGACAUUUUAAGAAGAAAUUAGAUGCUGGUUACUCUUUGGAGUCAAAGUGAGUGACUCCAUUUCAAUUAUAGCUGCCCAGCAUUAUUUUUUAUUCUGUUUCAGCCACUGAUAACAUUAUUUUGAUUUCAGGAGAAUCAGAAGAGAGAAGUGAUCAGGAAAAGGAAUGGACCACUGAUCAGGCUACAGUUGGCUUUUAUGGUAACACAGGGAUCUUAGGUGCAGAGCUGGAUGGUGUGCAAGGAAGCUCUGCCAUGACCAUGUACACAGAGGACUUUCAAGAUUCUGGAACAGAGGGGUCGCAUGCAUCAUACCACUUAGCUUUCACAAAGAGUAGCAGUGUUGAAGAUGAAAAUCUGAGGCAGAGAUCAAAUUCUGACAUUUCAUCUACCAGUCAAAUGUCUCAAGGUAUUUCUGCAGCAUCAGGAAAACCAGUCCUGUCAUCUCAUUCUCCAGUGAAAGCAAAAUCCAAGAGGAUACAAGGGAGGAGGAAGGGGGAAGCUGCAGUGGAUGUGAAACAGAAAGUGACAACAUCAGAACAAGAUUCUGUUGCUCAGAUAUCUAACCUAGCCAAAAGUUCUUCUAGUUCAUCCAAAAAUUCUGAUGAAAGAAGUGAAGCAAGUUAUUCUGAUGACUUCCACUCUGUUGGCUCAGAACCUGAAAAACAGAACUCCCAAUCUUUAUCUGAUGAUAGUAUUGAUGACAACUCUCAGCACACAAAGCUUAAUCUUCCGCCUCCAGCAAGUAAUCUGGGAUAUACUUAUUAA